Molecule: messenger RNA, 1473 nt
Organism: Galleria mellonella (greater wax moth)
Lineage: Eukaryota; Metazoa; Arthropoda; Insecta; Lepidoptera; Pyralidae
Product: ecdysone oxidase-like
Molecular function (GO): ecdysone oxidase activity; flavin adenine dinucleotide binding
Source: RefSeq, a predicted model, not a curated record
AUGGGUUCACUUCCGUUUGGCUUUGAUGAUUUCGACGAUAUUACGGGCACACGUGAGGUCCGGCUGUCGCUUAGUACAGUGACAACCUUCUCCAGCCAAGGGAAACAAUGUGAGUAUCCAAGUACACAGGCGGCGGGCGGCUGCCGCUGUCGCUGCGGCUACGCUGGCGCGGAAUGUGGUGGCUCCUUGCGGUUGGUGUUCCUACUGCUGUCAGUUCUUGGCACCACCCAGUUUGCGGGAGCUCUCCUGCCGAGCUUCUCGAUGCCUGUUGGAGUGACUCUUACAGAUGGCGAGGAGUUCGAGUACAUAGUGGUGGGCGCGGGCGCGGCGGGCGCGUCGGUCGCCGCCCGGCUCGCGCUCGCCGGCGCCAGCGUGCUGCUCGUGGAGGCGGGCGGAGACCCGGACCCCAUAUCCUGGGUACCAGCUGCAUUCGCAGCGCUAGUGAAUCCAGCCAUGAACUAUCAAUAUAAAACAAUUUCUAACAACGUGUCGUGUCUGUCAUCACAGAACAGACAAUGCCAGGCCCAUCGCGGCAAGGGUCUCGGUUCCACCAGCAUCAACUACAUGAUGUACGUCCGCGGUAACCGACACGACUUCGACGAGCUGAACAUCACCGACUGGUCCUGGAAACAAAUGGAGCCUUACUUUUUGCGUUACGAGGGCUUGCAAGAUUUGAAUCUUCUUCCCGCAUCUUCCAUACCAUAUCAUAAUACCACGGGUACUAUGAAGAUAGGAUUCUUCGAAGACUCUAAAAAUCCGUGGCAUUCGAGAAUUAUUGGUGGAUAUGAAGCGCUUAAUUUCCCUCGUAAUCCUGAUGUCAAUGGGGUAUCUCAAAUUGGAGUUUCUCGAAUUAUUGGAUAUACAUAUAGAAACGAGCGCAUGAGUACUGCACGAGGAUAUCUCGGAAGAGACGAUGUGAAGAGGAAACUGAAAGUGGCCAAGUACACCAGGUGCACAGGAGUCAUCAUAGACGAUGACAAUGUGGCUCGUGGCAUUACGGUCGUUCAUGGACCUUCUAAUGCUACAUUACGACUCUAUGCGUCGCGGGAGGUUAUAUUGAGCGCGGGGGCUCUCGUCACUCCACAACUACUUAUGUUGUCGGGCAUCGGUCCUGCUGAUCAUUUAAAUGAAAUGGGUAUACCAGUUCGCGUAGAUCUGCCAGUAGGCAAUAAUAUGACAGAUCACGCGCUGGUGUCAGUUUUUAUUAAAGUAAAAGAAGAAUUAAAUUUAUUGAAAGAUAUUUUGAAUACCACUGAAAAAAAUAGUUCGCUAGCGAGUAUAUUAUUAACUCGAGGUGGAUCUGUCGGCGUUACUGAUGUAGUUAGUUUCAUGAACACUUUGUGCUAUGAUUUUGAUAAACGGCAGCUCACCGGAAACAGUUCCAGUGUGAGUUGCCGACGACACAAUACAUUCAUCUGUAUGCAGAUAAAGGUUUGCUUGCAAUCGGGGGGCCCGAACUCAAACUCCACCUGA